AUGUGGACUGUGUGUGGACUGGGCCAGCUGCUGGUGCUGCUGUUGCUGCCCAUGGGUGGCAUCUCCAUGCUAGACACUGUGGUCAGACUCAACCAGGCUGCUCUGAGCUACGUGUCUGAAAUCGGGAAAGCCCCUCUCCAACGGGCCCUGCAAGUCACUCUCCCGUAUUUCCUGGACCAGAGUGGAGAGGUGCUCCAGCCCACCAGGGUCCAGAUGCUGAAGGUCCACGUGGCCCGCCUACACUUGAACUUCAUCCCUGAUUUUGGGGUACACUUUUUGGCAGCAGCCACCUUUAAUUUCGAGGUCUUCCGGAAUCCCGAGCAGCCCCUGGUGGUGACGAUGCCCGUGGUACUGCUGGCGGACGUCCAGGUGGCCCAGGGCACCAUCCAGACCCCCGUGGUCAGCAUCCCUGCUUGCUACUCCUUUUUUGGCAAUGUCAGCAUGGCAGCACCAGGCAGCAACAGCGCCUCUCCCGCGCUGCUGGUCCGCUUGCAGAAGCAUAUAAAAGCUGUUUUGAGCACCAAGCUGUGCCUGAGCAUCGCCAACCUGGUGCAAGGCCUGAAUGUCCACUUGGGUACUUUGAUUGGUCUCAACCCAGUGGGGCCUGAGUCCCAGAUCCGCUAUUCCAUGGCCAACAUGCCCACCAUCACGAACGACUACAUUUCCCUGGAUGUCAAUGCUAUGUUCUUCCUGCUGGCCAAGCCCAUCGUCCUGCCUGUGGACUCCACCCACUUCAUGGUGCCACGCCAAGUGGGCACCAAGGGAGCCAUGGCAACUGUGGGCCUCUCCCAGGACCUGUUUGACUCUGCUCUCCUGCUGCUGCAUAAGGCUGGGAGCCUCAACCUGGACAUCACAGGGCAGCCGAACUCAGAUGACAACCCACUGAACACAUCCACACUGGGCCAGCUCAUCCCUGAGGUGGCCCGCCAGUUCCCCGAGCCCAUGCCUGUGGUCCUCAAGGUACGGCUGGGUGCCACCCCCAUAGCCACACUCCGUGCCAACAAUGCCACGCUUCGGCUGCAGCCCUUCAUUGAGGUCCUGGCCAUGGCCUCCAACUCGGCCUGCCAGUCCCUCUUCUCCCUGGAUGUGGUAGUGAACCUGAGCCUCCAGCUCUUUGUGUCUGGGGUGAGGCUUCAGGGGACCACAUCAGUACUGGGGGAUGUCCAACUCACCGUGGCCUCGUCCAACGUGGGCUCUAUUGAUGUGGAUCACGUGCACACCCUCAUGGGCACUGUGCUUGAGAAGCCCCUGCUUGACCACUUCAAUGCUCUCCUGGGCAUAGGGGUUCCCCUCCCCAAUGUGGUCAACCUCCGCUACACCUCCUCCAAGGUCUUCAUCUAUGAGGGCUAUGCUGUGGUGUCCAGUGGACUCUUGUACCAGCAGGGCCACUCUGGGGACUGA
Echinops telfairi (small Madagascar hedgehog) is the source of this 1401-nucleotide messenger RNA. It is a transcript of the gene BPIFB2, whose product is annotated as BPI fold containing family B member 2. Gene Ontology annotation, molecular function: lipid binding. The record is from RefSeq and is a predicted model, not a curated record. The transcript is spliced from 15 exons. Lineage: Eukaryota; Metazoa; Chordata; Mammalia; Afrosoricida; Tenrecidae. Bases 1 to 1401 code for a protein of 466 amino acids.